Cottoperca gobio is the source of this 5638-nucleotide messenger RNA. RefSeq names its product Smith-Magenis syndrome chromosome region, candidate 8a (gene smcr8a). Gene Ontology annotation, molecular function: GTPase activator activity. Gene Ontology annotation, cellular component: guanyl-nucleotide exchange factor complex. NCBI's taxonomy places the organism in Eukaryota, Metazoa, Chordata, Actinopteri, Perciformes, Bovichtidae. The record is from RefSeq and is a predicted model, not a curated record.
UUUUAGGGUGGAAUUUCUCCAGAUGGGGCGGUGGAUUGGUCACCUGACAAGACUACAACCAGCUGGGUAAACAUGGCGUCUGUCUCUGGAUGUGAAAAUUACAUGUAGCGCUUGUCUCUGUAAACGGUGUUUCUGUCGCACCGACGUUUCGCACUGUAACCCAGGACACAGUUACGUGCUGGAGUCGACGCAUGAAGACAUGAAGGAGAGCGGGAGUAAGGCGUUUCACUGAUGAUCCUUUAUAUUUUUUCUUCCUGCACAGCAUGAAUGAUCUGAUGCCUGCCCGGAUCCUCUGAUUGGCGCAACAUAAUUGCUUUUGUUAACGGAGACACUGAUUUGUAUUUCUGUCGAGGACUCUACGUUUAAUUUAUCGGACAAUUAUCAAGUCUCUUGUUCUGUGGACUCUCUUCAGCAGGGGCUCAGCUAGGUUUUGGGCCCAUUCUGCUCUGGGACCCCCUUUUAAAACGUAUAAUCAGCUUGAAUUUGUCUGUGGACCAUCUCCAUCUCUGGCAAUCUCCAGUUUAUUAACCUCACUAACAAAUGCGCAGCAGAAUGGUCCAUCUGACUGCACUUUAUGAGGCUGCCCUCCACUGCUGUGCUCUGACAGCUGGUUUAUGACUCUUCACUGUGUUGCUCUGUGUGUUGUGUUUCUCAUGCCUUGCUCAAUAACACCACUAUGAUAGGCUCACCUGACGUGGUGGCUUUCACUAAAGAGGAUGAGUAUGGGCAGACGGCUCCUGACCCCUGGGCUCCCCCCGAGGAGUUCUCUGUUCCUCUCUAUCCGCUGGCUGACUCCAACCCCUGGGCUAAAACCUCUUAUGCUAAGUUCACCAAAGACUUCAUCCUCAUCUCUGAGUUCUCUGAGCAGGUGGGCCCUCAGCCUCUCCUCACCAUUCCAGAUGACCCCAAAGUCUGUGGCACUUUCGAUCUCAACUACUUCUCCCUGCGCAUCAUGUCAGUGGACUACCAGGCCUCAUUUGUGGGACAUCCACCCGGCACUGGCUACCCAAGGCUCAGCUUUGUGGAGGAUUCGAGGGUGGUGCUAGGCGACUCAAAGGAGGGGGCGUUCGCCUACGUUCAUCACCUCACGCUUUACGACCUGGAAGCGAGAGGCUUUGUGCGACCGUUCUGUAUGGCGUACGUCUCUGCAGACGAGAGGAAAAUCAUGCUGCAGUUUCAGGAGCUGUCCCUCCGCUUCUCUCAGGCCUCGGAGUGUCUGAAGGCUGGGAACAGGAGAGCAUUUGCCAAGGAGCUCCAGAGGAAGCUCCGGGACCUGGAGUACACUCACUCUGUGCUGCAGAGGGAGGAGGGCCUGCAGAGAGAGGCGGGGCCUCAGCGCAUGUACUCUGCUCAUGCUGUGGAGAAGGCCAAUGAGCUUGCAAAUGUAGAAAAGAGCAUCUACGAACACAGAGACCUGCUGAGACAGAUCAGCUCCUACCAUCACCGACCGCGCCGAGAUCCUCACGCCGUCACCUGCCAGAAGUGUAUUACCGAGUGCUUGAGUGAGUGCGAGCAGCUUUUAGACAAAUACGCCAAGCUUGCCAGGCCCUUCAGUUACACCGACAAAGGGGAGAAGGGGCAGGAAGGGCAGUUUCAGGUCAACAAUGAAAGAGGUGAAGAGGAUGCGGAUGAGGUGGAAGAUGAGGGCGUUAAACGUAGGCCUUCCUACACGCCACAGCUGAUCAAAGCUAAGUCCGCAAAAUGUUUUGACAAGCGCCUGAAAACCCUGCAAGAGCUGUGCAACAUUACUUUCUACGAGGCCACUGUGGCGCUCCUGAAGGAGACGGAGAGGGGUUUUCGGGGGGACCUGUGCUACCUGCAUACCCGCCGCCUGGACAUGGCACUUCGCAGGAAACAGAGAGUUACCAAUUUCCUUUUUGAGGAGGACCUCGGAGAUGAUGAUGAUGAGGGUGAAGGGGGAACCCUAAAAUCAUUCUGUGCUGUGAACCAUACUGUAGAUAACUAUACUCUCUUAAAUCCACCUCAUAUCGUGCUCGGACCAGAACCUCUAGAGCUCGAUGCUCUGGAGCCUCCAGGCCCUCUCGACCUCACCUCAGAGACCAGCCAUACUCAAGAGACUGAGCUUGGGCUUGUGGAAAGCCAUCUUGAUUCCUCCCCCUCAGACCAGACCCUGGAGACUCAAGAGAGCUCGGAGGAGACCAAAGGAAGUUGUAGCAGUGAUAAGAGCGAGAUGGGUCUCGCAGAGAGGCAACAGGAUCUUACUAAAUCAGAAGCCCCUGAUCCUGAUUCUGACCUUAUCCUUGACCCGGACCACAACACUGACCUAGAGAGAGAGAGCAGCAGCGAAGAAAUGGAGACUACUGCUGGGGAUGAGGGAGACGAGACACCCGUGUCUCUGCUGGAGGUGGUGUCCGAGCUGGAGGCCACCAGGGAAGACGAGUUUGAGGGACUAACUGAUGGGGCUUCUGAUUUGUUGGUUCCUUUGGACUCAGCAUGCUGUAUGGCCCAAGAGGGUUUCCUUUAUGAGGCUUCUGCCCCAGAGGCAGUGCCUCGUCUUGGCCAAAGCUCCCACCCACAUCCCUGUCAAAACCUGGUGGUCAACCAGGAGCCCCAGGCCCAACUGCCCCUUCAGGACGAGUACACGGUGGGUUCUCCGUGCUCAGAAAGCCCUGUGACUGGGCUGGAGCUGCCUGUUGGGCUCCUUGGAGAUGCAGUUUCCCGUACCUCAAUGGAGGAUGGGUCAGACUGUACGAUGAGUGCUUCUACAGGGUCCGAUCGAGCUGCCUCGCCUCUUGGCUACGGGGGGAUGGUGACCCUGCGUCAGAGGAAGAAGGCUGGACAAGGAGCCUUAAAGUUUGUGCGACAGUACCCCUUUGCCAUGCAAGCUCUGUGGUGUCUGCUGAGCGGCAGAACCCUGGUGGUGCUCGGGGCAGAUGAGGGGAGAGUCCGCCGGCUGGUUGCUGCUCUGGCUCUCUUUGUGCCCGGACCUCGGAAGUGUGGAGAGAGAGUUCAAGCCUGGCUGUCCUGCCCCUUCACCCUCACUGACUUGCAGAGGUGGAAACUCAUUGGAUUGCAAAGAGUGGCGUCCCCUGUGGGUUCCAGCAUGCUUUACUCGCUGUCCCGCUACAGUCGCUACAUCUCCAUCCUGGAUGCCGACCAGAAGACCUUGCGCUGUCCGCCAUAUCAAGGCCAACUCCUUGCCAACAUAGCUGACCACCGCACCUAUGUCCGCCGCGGUUCCACCUACUUCCUCCAGUUACAGAGCACGCUCUGUCAACUGGCAGCCAGGGCCUUCCUAUUGACCUUCACCCACCACCUUCACCUGCCGGUCAGCUCCACGGAGGGACCCGAAGUUGUGGAGGGCCGACGCCGCUGCUUCCUGCAGGAGCAGCUGGGGCUGGGAGAGGAGGACAGUCAGAUACUGCUCUACCUCAGCCAGCUCAUAACUCAGCAGUACCUAAAGCCCGCCACCGGGAGCAGCGCAGCAGCAACUUCUUUUAGUUUCAACUACACCACCAAUGUUUUAUACAAAAUCUGAUAUUACACUGGGACGAAGAUUCCCACACACGUUUUAUCAAAAGUCAUCUUUAACCCUUUACUUUUUUUAAUGGUUUUAUUUUCAGAACAAACUCUGCACUUGUUUUAUUAUCUUAUGUAAUCUCUCUCUCUGCCUUGCUGUCUUUUUCUCUGGUCUCUCUCUUUCCUCUGCGGGCAGGAAAAAGGAGACAGAGUGAGUUGUGAAUGUCAGUGAGCCGUUCACUUAUUCUGUAUUUGGUCCAGAGGACGUUCACAAACACCAGAAACAGAGCACACGAAGGUCGGUUCUACUUAUUGUCUAUGAGUCAUUUGUUUUUCAUGGGGGAACAAAUGGUUGUUUAAGGUCAGCCCCCCCCCCCGCCUUCUCCUCAGCACACACACACACACACACACACACACACACACACACACACACACACACACACACACACACACACACACACAGACAGAGUGUGCGUCAAAUGUGCUGGUCUGACCUGAGCCAGCUAGGUUAAAUCACCCACCAAUCACUGAGCAGUUUGUCAGCUAUGAUAUAAUAUCAGCUAUGUAUAAACAUGUUUUUCAGGAUUACUGCAACAAAUUUAAAUAUGCUGACAUUGUGUGCCCGUUGAGAGCAGACGUCUAUCCGUGAAACCGUAUUAGCCCAGCGCAGGCUUGUCCCAGCUGGUUUUGUGACAUGCCUCUCUCUUUAAAAAAUAAAAUACCACAUAACUUCCAAAACAUUUUUGAAGCCUAUGCUUUUAUUUUAUUUUAUAUUUCUUUUGUGAAUCAAUUUAAAACACACAUUCCUGCAGUAAUCUCCGUUUUGUUGCAAAUAGAGACACGAUGUUGGAUUUUAGCUGAGACGGUUUGACUUUUGUGAGCAUGGAGUAAACAUUCCCAGCUUUCAGGUUGGCGAUGCAUGAAGAAAUAAUAUUCGCUACGUGAAUUAGAUCCAUUCGGCCCCACGUGAUAUUUGCAUGUCCGGAAAUAAUGUCAUCACGAUACAUACCCACCCAUGUUGGGCCAGCGGCAGCCAAAACCUGUCACUAUUAAGUGCUGGCGAGCAUUUCUCAUGGAUAUUACUCACACAGUCAGGAACAUUUUAAAGCUACUUAAACCUAAAUGUAUUGAAUUUCACUGUUGUCUUAAAAGUUGUGAGAGAGUGUAGUGGUGUCAGCAUGAGACUGUCUUGUGCCAGGGUGAAUCACCAUAUUGAUAAUAUUUCUGUUUUGUUGUAUUUGGAUGAAGUGACUCGGAGAAGAUGCUGAAACGGUUUGAGAUGUUGCUGAGACAGUGGUGUAUAGAUUUUAUUAUGGGGAAACAAUGCUUUCCUGUGCCAUCAAAAGCAAGCUUGACACUUGAAUUAGGACAGUUGCCUAUUAUUUAUGUUCUUCUGAACAACCCUUGCUGGAUGUGUGAUAUGAACAAAACUCUUCUGUAUUUAUUGCUUUACGACGACAUUUGGAUUAUGACCAUCAUGCUUAAUACACCCAGAUUUUCUCUUUGGAGGAUGCUGGAGAAAGGUACGAUAUCUUUGAAGUUCUGCCACAUCGGCCAGUUGAGACAAUUAAGAGGCGUCUUUGAUAGUAUUUUAGAUUUGACUAAUUCUGUGGCGUCAGUGAUGGAGCUGUUAUUCCGUAUCUUAGAAUGGUAACUGUACUUGUGACUGCAUGGUCAGACUUUUAAUGUGGAAGGUCAAAAAACGUGCUGCCCUCCCUGCUUCGAACAAGACCCUUUUUGAUUUUAACUAACAGAAACCUGACAUUUUUAAUUCCACCUAAUGUAUUAUUUCAGUUUAAUGCUUGAUAUUUUUUUUUUUGCCACGUGAUAAACAUUUUUUGACUGCUUGAAUAACACAUUUUACGGCUAAGAUGUUACAGCAAACCUUUUUUUUUUUUUGUCCCUCUAAUGCAAAAAGGUGAAUGUAAUCUGAACAAGCCAUACCACAGUGUGCUUAACAUGUCGUCACUCAGUGUCCUUAUGUUGCCAUAUCAUGCCCACCUUUUGUAUCUCAUCACGAGGGGGGUGUCGUGCUCACUUCGGCCCUGUGAGGCGCCGUUGUUGCCAGUUACUUUAAUAAAGCACGUUGUGAAUGUCUUUGACGCUUUAAUGUUAAUGUUUAUGAUAUUCAUUCAUUCCAUUAAAUUAUUUGAAUCCA